CUUGUGAGCUCCACGAAACCUGUGCAAAUAUGAUUACCAUCCUAUGCCUAAUCGUUGCACUUGUUGGCAACGCCAUGUCCGUGUACGUGCCGACAUAUGCAACGCCAGUGGCCAGCUACCCCGUCGUGCCAGCAGUAGCGGCUGUGCAGACCGCUCCCGUAGCGGCUGUGCAGACCGUUCACCAGGUUGUGCCACCUACUCACACUGUCCAGAGCUCGGCCAUCGUCCACAACGUGCCUACCCCGUACGGCUACCGCACAACCGGCGUUAGCCACACCCACAGAGUCGACGUACACCCAGGGCGUGUCCACAUCCUGCAAGGGCUCGUUCCAUAUGGCCUUAACUACGGCCACGGGCUAGAUGCGUUUGGUUACCCUACCGUGCUUAAGAAGUGGUUUUGUGACUCUGCUGCUCUCCUUGGCGAUGCCACGGCAGCUUGCGUCCCCACGCAUGGCUUACCGGUGGCCGGCUACCCAACCGGGCCAGCGUUCACUACCAUAAACGCUGCACCCAUAGCAGCAUUUCAGACUGUCCAGAAUGCCGCACCAGUGGCACCUACCGUUCUCAACGUGGCUACCCUGUACGGCUGCCGCAUACCAGCGUUAGCUACAGCCACAGAGUCGAAGCCCCGCCAGUGGGCGUGCGCUGUAUACGCUUACGGCUUCGCACCGUACGGCCUCACCUACCGAUAUGGUAUUUACGCAUUUGAAGGAAGUACUGAGCUGUGA
This is a messenger RNA of Rhipicephalus microplus (southern cattle tick), 728 nucleotides long. RefSeq lists its product as uncharacterized. NCBI's taxonomy places the organism in Eukaryota, Metazoa, Arthropoda, Arachnida, Ixodida, Ixodidae. The record is from RefSeq and is a predicted model, not a curated record.